CCAGCAGGUGGGGGCCGUUGAGCUCCAGGCCAUUUUAGCAAUGGGAGCUCCAAGUGGAGCCCCAAAUGCCUCUCUGCAACCACAGAAUGGGCUCCAAGCUGGCCCUGAGGGCCCCCAGAAUGGCUCCUGGCACUCAGAACUGCCCCCAGGGUGCCCCAAUGCAGCCCAGGCCCCUCAGGUGCCUGCAGGCAGCCUCAAAGAGCAGCCUGGGACCCCAACAUGCUUUGCCAAGAGUCUUUGGUUUCCCUCCUGGCACCUCUGGAUUGCCCCCAGGGACCCUAAGAUGCUCCUCCUGGAUCCCCCAAAUGCCUCCUGUGCUCCCCAAGUACCCCCAGGGCCUGUGGGGUGCUUUCUUGGGGCUUUUUUUGGGUGAGGGGUGCCUGGGGGGGGUGUCAUCUCUGGUCCCAGCUGUCCCUGCAGCCUCUGUUCAGGCUGCAGCUGCCCAGAGCUGCUCCUUUGACAUGCUGCCAGGAGUGGGCAUCCCCCAGCCCUCUGCCAGCAGUGCUUUAGGCCCCCCUCCCCCAGUGCCUGCAGCUGGCAGUGCUGGGCCAGCAGCCAGGGGUGCUCCUGCCUGAGCCCCUGGGCCUGGCCCCACAGUGCCUGCUCCUCGUGCUGGGCCUUCUGCAGAGCUGUGCAGAGAGGUUCCGGAGGUGUCAGAACCCCCCAGAGCCACAGCCCCCCCCGAGCCCCACAGCCUCCGCCCUCAGCAGCCUGAGCCCAGGGCUCCCUCCCGCCCCUCCGGCGCCGAGCGCAAGGGGGCGCAGGUGCGGCAAGGCCCCGCCCAGAGCUGGCAGCCAGAGCCAAUGGGAGGCGUGGGCAGAGCGGCCCCGCCCCCAAGGGCGCUGUGGGCUCCGGCCCCAGGGGCGUGAGCGCCAUUUUGGCUGGUGCUGGGCAGCGUCGUGGGAGCGCUGGAGCAGAGGCUGUGGUGUGCGCGGGCAGCGCUGCGGUAAGAGCAGUGACCUGAUCCCCCACUAGCAUGGCCUCAGAAGGACUCAGAGAAGAGCUGGGAGGAGAAGCAGUGCCCAGAGAGUAAGAUGGAGCAAGCCAAGUGCAUCCUGAAGAAAGAGGAGGAGAAAGAUCUCAAGUCAGAGAAUGACAAUGAGGGGAAUGAUGACUGUGAUGAUGUUGAGUAUGAGGAGGAUGAUGAGGGUGAAGAUGACCAAGAUGAGGAGGAAUAUGAAAAGGAGGAUGGUUUGCUCUUAGCCCCCUCUGUGCCAGUUAAGAAGCGGCCUCAGUGCCCUGAGUGUGGGCAGAGCUUUGCAGUGCGCUCCAGGCUCAUUAAGCAUUGCCAAAGCCACAGGGGCGAGAAACCCUUCAGCUGUGCUGACUGUGACAAGAGAUUCACACAGCGCUCAUACCUCAUUAGACACCGCCGAACCCACACGGGCGAGAAGCCCUUCAGCUGUGCUGACUGUGACAAGCGAUUCACAGAUCCCUCUAACCUCAUUGCCCACCGCCGAAUCCACACUGGGGAGAAGCCCUUCAGCUGUGCUGACUGUGACAUGAGAUUCACGCAGCGCUCACACCUCAUUGCCCACUGCCAAACCCACACGGGCGAGAAUCUCUUCAUCUGUUCUGACUGUGACAAGGCAUUCACUCAGCGCUACAGCCUCAUUGCUCACCGCCGAACCCACACGGGCGAGAAGCCCUUCAGCUGUGCUGACUGUGACAAGAGAUUCACACGACACUCGUACCUCAUCAAUCACCACCGGACCCAUACGGGCGAGAAGCCCUUCAGCUGUGCUGACUGUGACAAGAGAUUCACUCAACGCUCACAUCUCAUUAAACACCGCCGAACCCACACCAGCGAGAGUCCCUUCAGCUGUGCAGACUGUGACAUUAGAUUCGUGCAGCGCUCCAGUCUCAUUGUCCACUACCGAACCCACACUGGAGAGAGGCCUUUCACCUGUGCUGACUGCAGCAAGAGUUUCACUCGCAAGUCUGCCCUCACAAAGCACCGCAGUGUGCACACCACUGAGAAGUCUUUCAGCUGUGGGGACUGUGGAAAGAGCUUCAAAUACAGCUCCAAUCUCACCAUCCACCGCCGCAUCCACACCAGAGAGCACCUGUACCCCUGUGCAGAAUGUGGCAAGAGCUUCACCACGAGCACAGUGUUAAUCCAGCACAGACUCAUCCACAGCGGUGAGAAACCCUACAGCUGCAGGGACUGUGGCAAGAGCUUCACCCAGAGCUCUGCCCUCACCCAGCACCGUCGUGUUCACAGUGGUGAGAAGCCCUUCACCUGCUCUGACUGCGGCAAGAGCUUCACCCAAAGCAGCAGUCUCACUUCCCACCACUGCACCCACACUGGUGAGAAGUCCUUCACCUGCUCUGACUGCAGCAAGAGCUCCGCCAGCAGAGGCAGUUUCACUUCCCACCACUGUACCGACACUGGUGACCAACCCAUGCUGCAGGACAAGCACAAAUAAACCUACCAGUGUCUGUUGGGGGAAUUGUGCCCCCACCCCAAGAAGGCCUUUCCAGCAGAUUGACCCAAAAUGGCCUCUUUUCCAGCUUCAUUUCUCAGAGGCUGAGGGCUCCAGCAGGUACAAACAUCUCUUGCCCUGCUGUCAUGGGUUUUUAAAGAGAACUGACAGAGAUUAAACUCUCAAAUAAAA
Pogoniulus pusillus (Red-fronted tinkerbird) is the source of this 2618-nucleotide messenger RNA. Its product is annotated as gastrula zinc finger protein XlCGF26.1-like. NCBI's taxonomy places the organism in Eukaryota, Metazoa, Chordata, Aves, Piciformes, Lybiidae. The transcript has 2 exons. The record is from RefSeq and is a predicted model, not a curated record. The coding region runs from base 1035 to 2429 and encodes 464 amino acids.